Molecule: messenger RNA, 705 nt
Organism: Encephalitozoon hellem ATCC 50504
Lineage: Eukaryota; Fungi; Microsporidia; Unikaryonidae
Product: HMG-like nuclear protein
Exons: 1
Coding region: 1-705 (234 amino acids)
Biological process (GO): maturation of 5.8S rRNA; maturation of LSU-rRNA
Cellular component (GO): nucleolus; preribosome, large subunit precursor
Source: RefSeq, a predicted model, not a curated record
AUGUCUGACGAAAGCAUAUGGAGGAAUAUUGGUGGAGAUGGAUAUUGCUCGUUUAAGAUGAAGACCGAGGAGGAUACAUUAUGCAGGAACCAAAACAAUGUGACUGGGAUAUGCAACCGGUUUUCGUGCCCGCUGGCCAAUUCGAAGUAUGCAACGGUCCGUGCAGUGGGAGAGGAGCUUUUUUUGUUUGUGAAGGAGCCUGAGCGUGUUCAUGUUCCUCGAGAUGUCUAUGAGGAAAUAAAGCUGUCUUCGAACUACGAAGAAGCUCUUAAGCAGAUAGAAGAAAACCUUGAGUUCUGGGACGAAAAGAUUAUUCACAAAUGUAAGCAGAAACUUUCGAAGCUCACACAGUAUCUCAGAAGACUAGAGUAUUUCAAAGAGCACGGAAGGACAGAAUAUAUGGUGAGGAAGAAGAGAAUGAACAGAAGGGAAAAGCUUAGAGCACUCAAGACUCUGAACAAGAUCAACUUUGAGAAGAACAUUGGGGACGAGCUAAUGCUAAGGCUUGAAAGCGGAAUCUACGGAACAGAGCUUAGAGACAGGUUCUAUUUGGCCAACAAGGAGGCAUUAGAAAGAGAAAGGAAGCAGAGUAGAAAGAAAAGAUAUGUUGCAGACCUUGAAGAAAGCGACGCGAUGUUUGAAACUGACACCGAGCACCAAGACAUUAAGAAGAAGACAAAGAAGAAGGCUACAAUGAAAUGGUAA